Molecule: messenger RNA, 21570 nt
Organism: Lineus longissimus
Lineage: Eukaryota; Metazoa; Nemertea; Pilidiophora; Heteronemertea; Lineidae
Product: heat shock factor protein 1-like
Exons: 12
Coding region: 50-1666 (538 amino acids)
Biological process (GO): regulation of DNA-templated transcription
Molecular function (GO): sequence-specific DNA binding; DNA-binding transcription factor activity
Source: RefSeq, a predicted model, not a curated record
AACACUUGUGGUAGUGUAUAAACUAUAUUACAUUUAUUUCGUCCUCAGGAUGCAUCAACAGAAUGAUAUGGGUGCUGGAUCGGUGCCUGCCUUCUUAAAUAAGCUAUGGACUCUCGUAGAAGACCCUUCAACAAACAAUUUGAUAUACUGGGACCCGAAUGGCUUGAGCUUCCAUGUGGUGGACCAAGCACGGUUUGCUAAGGAGGUCUUACCAUUAUUCUUCAAACACAGCAAUAUUGCAAGCUUCAUCAGACAGCUGAACAUGUAUGGUUUCCGUAAGAUCAUGACGAUUGAUCAGGGUGGCCUGAAGACUGAGAAGGACAGCAUGCAAUUUCAGCAUCCUUACUUCAUCAGAGGGAAGGAUCAUCUGUUGGAAAUGAUAAAAAGAAAGGUGUCUGCAAAUCCUAAGCAAGAAGAUUACAAAUUCAGAACUGAAGAUGUCUCCAAGGUUCUGCUUGACGUUAAUCACAUGAAGGGUAAACAAGACCAUAUUGAUUCAAGACUAGAGACGUUGAAACGGGAAAAUGAGGCACUUUGGAGUGAAAUUUCUGACUUAAGACAAAAACAUGGCAAACAACAACAGAUUGUGAACAAGUUGAUUCAGUUCCUCAUGACUCUCGUCGGUAGCCGUGGUUUGGGUGGAAUGAAACGUAAGAUGCCACUGAUGAUCAAUGAUUCAAGCCACAUGAGUCCACCUAAGGCACCCAAGUAUAGUCGACAGUUAUCCCUCAGCAGCGGAAAAUCUCCACCCGAGUUUAUAGAUGUAAUGGUGCCAAGUUCAGAUUCCAGUGAGGUUGAUCCAUCAGUUUGUAAAAUAGAAGAUAUCACAAAGGAAGAUGACUUUCAUGAUUUAAAGACAACAUUCGCGUUAGAUGAAUAUGAUGACAGUCUAUUAUUUCCAAUUGAUUUAACAACGACUGCAUCGUCGACGAUAGCAACAACAUCACUAACUUCAUCAUCUCGGUCAUCGUCACCGUCACUUUCACCGACAAUAAAGGCAAAUUCACAAAUGGCUGAAGCUAAACACAUGAACACUGCCAAUAAACAUCGGUUAGAUAAUUCACCAUUUCCCCAAAUUACGUCGCUGCCAACACCAAGUUCAUCGGGAAAUAACUCACAGGAAAAACUUAUUGACAAGUCUUACCAUCAUUAUCAACGCCAGCAACGUGAGGAAUAUGCUGAGCAACAGGAAGCCGCUCAAUUCGAUGUCGAUGCCCUCAAUUCUUCUCAAAGCGGCUAUCCAUAUGCAGGGCUUAAUUUAUUGAACAGAUUAUACACACGCCGAGAUGAUUUCUCAGAGCAGGUGGAGUUCAUGCAAUCGGAUUUAGAAACUCUGCGUGACAUGCUGUCUGGGAGUCCUUAUUUUGAUCCCAACACCAUGGCUGGGUUGUUCCAUGACGGACAAGAAGGUCACCAGAUGGGCGGAAAGCACAAUGAGCCAGUUGGUAAUGAAGUUGUCCAGUAUAUGCCAGUAGAUCUCCCAAGUCUGUUUGAGCUGACAAGCGAGUCAGACGACCCCACGCUCAGCACGCUGAACACUAUCCACUCUUCCAAGGACAACCUUGAGACUCCCGUUGCUGAGCACCAUAUGAUUGAUCCAUUGUCGGAGUACAUGAUCCCCAACAAAGGGCUGAGCACAGUCACACCAUCUGAUGAUUUGGAUUGAGUACUCUUGUGGCCAUCUAUGGUCUAUAAUUUGACCUACUUUCUAGGUCACCUUAGGUUAGUUUAUUUUGACCAGGCCAUAUGAUACGCUGUUUUAUAAGGUUUAAUGAUGAUUUAUCUAGAUUAUCCAUAAAAUCAAAGUAUUUGCCAUCAAAAGUUGACAUGAGAUCAGUUUUGCAGCAUUCAUUUCCAUUUUUUGUAAAUUGUGGGUUUGUACUUGAAGUUGAGGUUUACAAGUGGUAGCUCCAGAUUACCUAAAACUUCUUUGAAGACUCCGAAGGAUUCUGCGGCAAAAAGGAGUUUUCAGGACGUUUGGCAUUUAGGCCACAUUUUUUUAAAAGUUGGAUUACGAAUUCGCCGGGGGUCAUUUUCCCGAAAGUGGAGAAAAAAAUUAAAGUCACGACGACUAUUUGUCACACCCUCUUUCUUUUACCGUCGACCACAAAAUUGAGGAAAUAAAAAAAUAUUUCACCUGACGAACUAUUCUAUUCAAGGAGGUUUUCAGAAAGAGCUUGUUCCUAGCAGCCUUGGGCUUCUGUUGGCCAGGAUUCAUAUUGGUGACAAACUAUUAAAUGGGAAGAGGUAUAUUCGUCUGAAGCUGUGUACUAUUCUUGAAAUAUAACACAAUUUUUUAUUAUUUUUUGUCCCCCUUAUAUGACCUGAGACUGAAGUUGAACUUAAAAAAGAAGAACAAAUAUUAUUUGUUUAUUUCUCCCACCCACAAAGGUUUUGAGAUUCAAGAAAAAAAAUUUUUCUGUUAAUUUUUUUUAAUUCUCCCCACCCACAUAGGUUUUGAGAUUCAAGAAAAAUACUUUUUUGAUAUAUUUUUUUAUUCCUUCCCCACCCACAUAGGUUUUGGAUCUGUAGUUUUGUCAUCCAACUUAUUAAAAUUUGUGGCCUUACUUGGAAAAAAGGUUUUGAAAUGUCAGUUAUAGUAUUCACAUAAUAAUUAAGAUGUGACUUGCCAUCAAAUUUUUGAUAUCUUCGGUCUUUAUUUUGCAGUUAUUACCCAUCGGCCAGUGGCAUGGCUGAGGGGUAUUGUUGUCCUCUUUGGCAUAAGUCCGUCUGUCAAUCGGUCCGUCUAUCCAUCCAUCGAGACGAUGUAAACACUCAUAACUUAAGGCUGCUUGGAGAAUUUCUUUUCCUGUGGGGUAAAUGUGUAGCACAUCAGUAUGCACUGUUUCGCUGUUGAACAUUGCGUCCAUCCGAUUCACGUUUUCUCCAGCAGGGACGUUUGCUGAAAACGGAAAAAUUGUACUUUCUCCUUUACAAAUUGAUGGAAUAUCAUGAAAUUUAUUACUUCAGAGUGCUUUAAGAUUUUCUUUUCAUAUGCGAUAAAAGUCUAGCAUUUCAGUAGGUGCUGUUCGCUGUCGAAAAUUGCCAUGAUGCGGUUUAGGGUUUCAAUGUUUUCUGUCAUUUUGUUUGUCAUGUGCAGAUGGCUUACUGCACACAACUUCAGCAUAUCUUCUUCAAUAUGAAUGUUAAAAAUGUAUUGUUAUCAGGAUAAAACACUUGUCAACUUAUCAUCUGCCUCAACUUAGUCUUGGGCUGAGGGUUAGUCACGUGCGACUAAGCACAGUAAUGGUCCUAUUAUUAUCAAUGAGGGAAUUAAUGUUAAAUGCUUAUCUUGUGUGUACAAUUGCAUACUGGUUGAACUUUUGAUUGAAUUCCAACUGGAAAGGGUAUUUUUUACAUUACGUUUCUAGAGCCCUUUAUCCCGAUUUUGUUUUAUCUCCCCUCAAGAUCGUCACCCUUAUCCCUCAACUCCAAACAAUAGCAAGGAAGCUGUUCCAUAGAUCAGCCACCCUCCCUAUUACAUAUAUAUAAUUCAACAACGGGCAGCAGGGUUUAACACCUCCUUUUGGUCUAGAAUAUGGGUCAUUGCUGCUUUGUGUGAUCAUUACAUAACCAGAGGUGUAUAAACAUUGUAUAAACAAGCCUCAUUCUAAACUAAACAUUCUGUGUCACCCCAGGUAGAGAUUAUUUACUUGUAUAUAUACUAUGCUUAAUAUAUAUAUAUCAUUGUUUAGUGCAGCACGGACUACUCUGACUGAAAACAUGGUUGAUUUUUGAAAAUAGUUACUUUGAUGAACAGAAAUUUUACAAAGAUUAUAAAAAUUAUUUUGUUCUUAGGAUGCUUUAUGUUUGGGCCAAUUUUUUUAGAACUUUGACAGACUGAUUAUUAGGUCUGUGACUACAUGGAUAUAUGAGCAGUUUUUGCAGUGAAAUGUCUCAUCUUACAAAAAAAAGAGGAUUCGUAAGCAAAUUAACUUAAAAUACAGUGUUUUGAUAUUGGUCAAAUUCUUGGCUCAAUUUUGUUUAAACCGCUGUCAGAUUGAUGACUUUGAUUGCCUGAACAAGAACAUACAUGCAAUUUUGCCUAUAGAUCAUUUAUCUAGAAAAGUUUUAUAAACCCUACUUUCACAAAGAAACCUAAAAAACUAGUGAUAUGUCACAAACGUUAUGUUCCAAAGGACGCUUUGUGUUUGGGCUAAUUUUGGGAUGGUUCGGUUUGUGUGAACAUGAAUGUAUGAGCAAUUAUUGUUGUGAAAUGUCUCAUUUUUCCAAAAAAGAGGAUUUGUGAGCACUCUCUUGGCAUAAUCUACAAAUUUCACUGAUCUGAACCCAUGCACCUUGAAAGGGAGAGCUAGAAAUGGAGUCUUGACAAAACUUCUCAAACCCCUCUUCAAUUAAGCGCAACCAAUGGACAUUGUAACAAAGGCAACACAUAGACAGUUGACAUGUGACCCUCUUUUCAAAAAUCGAUGACAUUUAAUUAGUCUCCGUCAACCUACGUAUGUAGGGUUGAAAGGAGACUCUUGGUUUAGCUAGGCAAAUUCCCCCAAUUUAUAACCCCGUUCCAUGUGACUACGGUGUAUGCAAUGCACUGUGUAUAUCACUGGUGAUUGGAGAACCCAGGUGGAUUCGUGUUCGCGAAGUUUAGGGAAAACUGGACAUUAAGUAAAUCAAAUAGUAUAAUGAGUUGUUUUUCGAAACAUCAAAGGUGUGCAGUGCGAAUUUUCAGAAUUAUUUAGCGAGCAAUAACGACAUAUUUUAGGGGACGAGACAGCCGUUUGGCGAUGGGUCGUGAAAAUUUGAUCCGCCAUUACACAUUCUCCAAACGAGACGUAUUAUGCGACCAUAUCCCCUGCCAAUUUCGAUAGCUUCCAUGUUGGACAGGAAGUGGCCCGUGGAAAUGGACUGAAAAUGGCCGCAAUUGAUCAAUUCGUACUUAAGAGCAACGAUUACAGGAACACACUUGCUCAGACAUAAAUUGAAAUCUUUUAUGAUUCAUUGUUGUUAUACGUUAUUCUUGCUACAAACAAAUUUUCGCGGCAACAAUAGUGGUCAAUACAGGCAGGGCCUUGGAGCGAGGCGACGGCGUUGAUAAGACGAUCAAGUUCCGGUCAUGCGCAAGUCGCAUGUGCAGAAUAGUGUUUAAGGCACAUGUGAACCACAACAUCACCAUCGCUGCUAUCCCAACACAGCGUUAACACAGCAGCAACAUAAACCCAAUGCAAACCUUGCCAGCGAAGAAAAUUCUCAUACCAAGGUCUACAAACCAGUAACCCGACUUUUAAUCUCCAACUACUAUAUAUGUAUAUAUCUAUUUUCCCAAUAAACUUUUAACCAAAACAUACUGCCUCCUCCACUUCCUCAACAAAGCACCCCACAGUUGACGGAGACUCCAGAGUCUGCCUGCAGACUCAACCGACAAUUCUAGUUUUGGAUUGGAUUAAUGCAAUGAGGAUGUGCCUUCUUAGUAAAAUCCAUUGAAAUUCCACUGAAAGUAGAUUGACAAAAAUGCCUUACUAUCAUUACACUUCCAGUCAAUUUCAAAAUUUAAAAGAGCUAUUUGUGAUAGAGAUAUAUUUGUUCCCAACAGCGAUGCUGUACAAUAUUUCAUCUUUUAUUUCUUUUGCGGGGAGGAAAUAUUCUCGAAAUGCACAAACUGAACGGCUAAUCCCAAGGGUAAUCAGGCCAAUCUUGAUAAAAUGGACCCACAGAAUGGGCUAAACGGGGGUCCUUACGGAAAAAUCAUCAAGGGCGGAGAAACGUAGUGUUAAUAAUUUGCGAAUAAAAAUCACAAGAACUUUAGCUAAUUAUGCACCGAAAUGAAAAUUGUGAAAAUGUAUUAAAGCGACAGCUUUUGGCAAUGUAUCUUUCAAUGGUAAUUAUGCAUAAGUGAACACAUCACUUCAACAGAUAUCCACAAAUUGCAAGCAGUUCGCGAAAAUGGCGGUUUACAGUACUCUUCAAGCUCAAGCACCGGGAGUACACUUUUUCAUCCUCAAUCUGAAAGUUUUGCUUUACUGACUUCCGAAACCUUUUUUCAAAUACUUUGAAAAUGUUAGUUUUUUUAAUGAUAAAUAUCUUUGAUAUGAACGACAUCUUCAAUGCUAUCCUUUGAUUUAUUCUUGUUGUUUGUCUCUCUGGAACUUAAUAUAUCAUUAUGUUGUUCAGAAUAAUUAGAUUAAUCGUUGUUUAUAUAUUUUGUUGGCUCACCAUAGGGGAGUCUAUACAGAACCGUAUGUAUCCUGUUUCAAAAAUAUGUGGCACGUUUCUUAACUGUUAGAGCUUUGUACACAGGAUCUCCUAGGUCAGGUUAAUUUCAACACAGAAUUACGGUCAAACUGGGCAAAAGUGAAAAUCUAAUAAGUGUGCUACUUGCUUAAAGGUGCCUCGUUUUCGAUAAAAAAACUUAUGGUAGCUACUCCUAGCUAUGAUACAUCACAUAUCAUACUUUUUGGCUCACCGUAGGGGAGUCUAUACAGUACCGCUGUGUCCUUCAUCCACCACCGUCUGUAUCCUGUUUCAAAACCAGUGGCACGUUUCUUAACCGCGGGAGUUAUGAACUUGAAACUUGGGACAAAGGACCCCACAGGUCAGAUGACCUCUGACACUGAAAUUCAGCUCGAUCUGAUUCUCGACUUGGCAACCAGGUGACCAAAAGUGGAAACCUAAAAAGUGACUCGUUUUCGAUAAAUAUUUGAUGGUAGGUUCUCCUAGCAAGAAUACAUCACAUAUCAUACAGGUUUUUGAUUUGACCUAAUUUUAAAGGUCACAUCGGUCAAAUGCCGUAUAUUGGCUGUUUAAUGUAACUACGGCAUGUUUCUUAACCACUAAAGCUAUUAACUUGAAAUUUGGAAUACAUGACUCCCAACGUCAUACAACCCCUGACACCUAAUUUCGGUCUUAUCUGAUACUUGACUUGGUCACCAGAACGCCAAAACUAAGAGAUAAAAAGUGCAAUAUCUCGCUUAAUAGUGACUUGUUUUUGAUGAUAUUUUUAUGGUAGGUACUCCCAGCAAUGGUAGGUCACAUGUCCUACCAGUUUUGACUUGACCUAAUUUUCAAGGUCACAAGGGUCAAAUGGUGUAAAUUGGCCAUUUGAGUGUAGCUAUGGCACGUUUUUUAACUGCUAAAUAAAGCUAUGAACUUGAAAUUUGGUACUCAUGACUCCCUAAAUCAUGUUACCUCUGAAACUGAAUUUCGUUCCAAUCAGAUACUUGACUGGGUCUCGAGGGGGCCAAAAGUAAAAAGUAAAAAAAUUAAAGAAGUGUAAUAUCUGGCUUAUUAGUGAUUUGUUUUGAUCUUACUUUUAUGGUAGUUACUCCAACCAAGGCUACAUCACAUGUCAUACUGACUUUGAUUUGACUUAUUUACUAUACAUAUAGCAUGUUUCUUAACCCUUUAACCGUCUUACUGCAGGUUUGGUAGUUACAAUUGUAAUGUCUUAGAUAGGCUGGCCUAGUUCCAUCGAUGAUUGUAUAGACGGCAGCAUUGUUCUCAACGAGGCUAUAGCUGACCCAGGAAUGCUCUGAACAUGUUUCGUCAAUUUUGGCUCGUUUGGGGGUUCGGACAAGCGGGGGUCAGGGGUGCCCUAGAAUGUUUAAAAUAUCUAAAAUAUGAACAAACUUGUUUUGUUACAAGAGAGAACUUGUAAGGGUUCACGGAGAAGGCAAUGUAUAUAUGUUUUCUGGCCCUCAGCCUGUCUUUUGAAGGGGCACCCCCCAUCUUGACUCAAGGUCAAGGUCAUCCUGAGGGUCACAACCUGACCCUCACAGGGUGGCAAAUUGGUAUCACUGGAAAGCUGGGAUCAAGGGCUAUCUAAAAAUGAAUAGUUCAUGGGUUAAUCUCUUCAUAUAACUGAGGGAAAAAUUCUAAAGUUAUGAACAGUCUGGUCAAUUUAUCUCUGCAUUAUUUUAAUCUUUUAUUUGAUCUACUUUUCAAGGUCACGGGUCAAAUAGUGUAAAUUGGUCAUUUGAGUGUAAGUAUGGCACGUCAGGUGGCGUUUAUCACCGAAAACAUUGGAGCAUCCUAAAAUGUGGAAUGAUGAGAACAGAAAAGUCAAAUGCUGCCAUGAGUUAUGUUAAGAAAUUGAUUCACAACUGUAUUUGAUAAAAUAUCAUUUCAUACUCAACUCAUCAGGUGUCAAACCUGACCUCAAGAGCGCCGCUGUUUGAAACUUUCUUUGCUGAUGGUGGGAUAAUUAGCGAUAAUUGCUUUCAAUGUAAAUGUAACAAAUGAAGUGUGAACUUUCUUUUGCAAUUAAGAUUAGGCGAGAACAACUUUAUUCAUCAAAUUGCAAAUGAAAACAAAACAUAGGAGAAAAUAUGUUUUUAUUCCCAAUGGUAGUAUGCAACAUGUGAAGCCAUGCUAACUGAGCAAAUGAAUCACAAUUUUACAUGAUGCCGCCAAUGGACAAGUGAAAGCAAAUUGACAAAGUUUAGUGCGCAGCCCGCGAUAAUGCAACGGGCAAAUGUUGCCCAGCCUUCAAGCGGCUUAGCCGAUUUACAUGAGCAAAAAAUAGUCAGAACUCAAAUGAAACAUCUAAUAAACCUGUAAUAUCGACAAACUGUUCAUGUGACGCAUGAAAACAGAAUGAAUUGAAGUUGAAGCGUGCACAAUCUGAAUCGGGCAGCAUUGCUACAUGGACGAGCAGCACACACACAUGGUUGGCAAUUUUGCGGGAAAACCUGGACGGCUGUUAAGGAUCAACUAUUAGUGAAUCGCCAUUUUGGAAAAUGUUAUAAAAUGCCAGAAAUAAAUUUAGUCAGUCUGGCCUAAUUACACCAUUCAUGCCUGUGGUUGAUGGAUCCAGUACAAAUGCAUAUACAUCUUUUUGCAACCACUUCAUCUAAACUAAUUGUUCUUCUGGAUGCCAUUUUGAGGUUUCAUUUCAAAAUGUUUACGAAUAGAUUGGUGAAAUAUCAAAAAACGUCCUAUAAUGACGCAACCUGGCUUCAAACUUGUGUCACCUUGCACUAUGCUAUGCUGCAGUAAGUCAGUAGUUAAGUUUAUUCACUCCAAACGACCACGUUUGUCGUAUACAGGAGGUCAAAUAUACAUAGAUAAAUUGUUUUAAAAGGUGGAAUGCAGACGAAAAUCAACAGGAGAGCUCUCUCGUAAUAGGGGAAUGAACUAAAGUUGAUUCCAACUACAUGACCUUGAUGAGUGCCCCGAAAUAUUUCUUUUCAAAAGAGAAAAAAAUGACCCUGAGGCGGAAAAGAACUCUGUUCUACCAUGUGAUAGGCAGAGGGUGUAUCCACUAGGCCACCGAGGCAACUUGCUUUACUUAUACUUGUGUCAUCAGAAGUUGAUGGAAACAAAAUAUCAAUUUGGCUGUAUACUAUAGCAUGUUUCUUAACACCACCAAAUAUCUAUACGGUGAGCACAAUGGGCCCUGGCUUUUUCCUGUUCAAUCUUGUCUCCCUUUCUUUUGAUUGUAUGUUGUUUUACUUUUAUUAAUACAGUGGGUACUCAAUUAAUUGGUUUUGUGGCAUGAUUGACUGACAUAAUGUUUUCCUCAUUAUGAUAGGCAUUUUAGUUUCUUCAUGAAGUAAUGCCCCUGGUCAAAGCCUACAUAAAAGUGUUUAUGUCCUAAUAGGAACCAUGAAAAAGUUGAAUAGGACAUCCCUGAUUUCAUGAGCCUGAUCAUUGUACAAUAACCACUGCACACAACAAGGCUAACAUGUGUGCUCAUUGUCUGUUAGGCCUAUGCUUCAUUUGUCUUCGUAAACUGGGCUUAUUUCCUAGGCCUAGCCCCCUUCCGUGCCCACUAAUUUCUUACUAUGACCAGUUAAUCGAGUACCUACUGUAUUAUCAAUACAUACUUGUUAUUCUGAACAAUCAAAUUUUGUUGAAAGUGUCCAGAAUCUUUUUGUAAAAUUUCAGAAAUGCAUCUGAAAUUAAACAGACCUCUGAUCAAAAUUCAGGUCUUGCAAUAUAUUGGUAAGGAGUUCACCCAUUUGUUCUUAUUUCAGUUCCUUUCAGAAAUCUUAAAAAAUUGUAAGUGAAUAAAUGUGAGACAUUGGGUGAUAUGAAUAAAGACUAGUAAAUGCUUUUACUUCAGUUUUGUACAGAAAGGCCUUGUGUAAAUGUACAUGGGGUUUUCAGUAAAAGCAAUUGCUAGUCUUUAUUCAUAUCACCCAAUGUUUAGACCUAUGUUUACUGAAGUAGUUUUUUUUGGUAACCUUUCUAUGAAUGUGAAUUGCACUAUUUCAGCCUAAUCAUGUUAAUAGGACACCCACAGGUCCUUGUGUUGACUGUUGAAAGACCUUAUAAUUAAAUGGUUGAAUGCACUUUUUUGGUGAAAACUCCUUUAAGGUUAUAAAGCAAUCUGCUGCUACAUGUAUAUUGGGUUCAUUACCUCUAGAAAUCUUUAAUUAACUGAUCCAGAACUAAUUCAUUAGGAAUUUUAUGUAUUAAAGUCCAAAGGUUUGAACCUCCAGAGUCUAUGAUUUGAUCAGAUUUGGGUAUAGAUCAGCUGAAUAAAAUUUAUUUUGUUCAACUGACUUUUUUCUAUGAGAAACUGGCAAAGCAACUGAUGUAUAAUGAUAUAAGUACCCAUAAGUUGUAAUUAAUCUAAUUUCAUUAGUGUCAUCAUUGUCAACGCAAAUAAUAAAUGUUUUUCUACUGAAUUGUGAUAAACAACGCAAGUGAACACGGUACGAGUACUAUGUCAGAUGAAUAUUCUUGUACGUACUUCAUUUUUGUAUGCAAACGAUUGGCAUUGUUACCAAUAUGUUAUGUAGUACUGUUAUGUUUGUCUGUAUAUAAUGUGUAUAUUUCAGAAAGUUGCUCUGGGGACUGUCUCGAAAGUUAUUGAUGGCGAAAAAUUGUUUUGUUGGUCUUUGGCUCACCGAUAACGUGAGUCUAUACGAUAACACAGUGUCUGUCGUCGUCGUUUGGUUUUGAUUUGACCUACUUCUUGAAGUUUAAGGAAUUGAUACGGAACUGGAGGUAUUGUUUGUCUCACCAAAGCGAUGAGGGUGGAGCUAAAAUGUAGACCCUUGCUUUAGAUUUAUAGAGAUGCGGUGUAGAAACUAUUUAGCCGGUUGAAGGGCCCCUGUAAAAAAGGCCUAUAUUAAAUGUAAUAGGGCUUUUAAAACAGAUACACAAAAAACAGCCAAAUAGCAUCAACACUGUGUGCAUUUUUGCUUUAUCCUAGGUAUCCAAGCGUAUGUCAAGCUUUAUCAUUCUGUUUCAGUCAGAAAUGAAAAUCUUGAGUAGUUUACACAGCCAAUUCCCUUUUCAGGUUAGAAUUGGCUUGUAACGCGUACAAAACUUAAAUGGCCCCAGAACCAGAUCAAGAAGACCAGUCAGUGAAAUGUCGGGAGUUACUGUUGUUUCUAAUUUAAAGCCUUUAGUGCCAGACUACUUCUGGAAAUCUUGUGGAAUUAUCUCAACAAGCUGCUCAACGAAGGAGUUGUUGGUUGCACGAAUUAAAAAAAAGUAUAAGUAUUUUUAACACCCUAUUACAUUACAGCAGACCUGAAGAUCUUUCGUAAAUCGCCGCAUUUAAUGCAUUUUGUUCGAGCAUUCUUUCUGCAUACAAUGGUGUACAUUAUACUUGCAAUACUUGUACAAUGAAGGCAAUACUGGCAGAUUAUGCUUUAAUAAUACGUCGGUUUUGGAGAAUAGGUUGUAGCUAGAGUGACAACAUUUAUGUAGUGGGUGUAUGUAUUAUGGUGACAUCAGAUAUCAUACAGGUUUUGAUUUGACCUACUUUUCAAGAUGGCGUAAAUUAGUCGUUUGAGUGUAACUAUGGUACGUUUCUCAACUGCGAACACUAUUAGGUUGUUACACAUGACCCCCACCAUGAGAUGCCAAAUUUCAGUCUGAUUUGAGUCUUUACUUGGUCAGCUGGGGGCCAAAACGGAAAAGGUAAAAAGUGCAAUAUCUUGCUUAUUAGUGACUUAUUUUUGAUAAUUUUUUUGGGGUAGGUUCUACAAGCAAGGAUACAUCACAUAUCAUAUGUGUUUUUGAUUUGACCUGCUUUUCAAGGUCCCAAAAGGUCAAAUGGCAUAAAUUGGCUGUUAAGAGUGUAACUAUGGCACAUUAUGAAAUUAAAACUAGGUACACAUGACCAUAUAGGCCAGAUAACCUGUAACACUAACUUUUGGUCCAAUCUGGACUUAGUCACCAGGCGGCCAAAACUGAAAACGUAAAAAGUGCACUAUACUGCUUUUUUAGUGUUUUGUUUUUGAUAAUGUUAUGGUGGGUACUUCAAGCAAGGAUACGUUACAUGUUAUUACGAUUUUGAUUCGACCUCACUUUCAAUGUCACGGGGAUGAAAUGGCGUGAAUUGGUUGUUAGGCUUUAAAUAGGGCACGUUUUUUAACUGCAGUAACAAAUUAUCUCAAAUUUGGUAAGCAUGUAUGGUACUAUAUAGUCAGGUGAUCCCAGUUACCGAAGCCUGGUUCAAACUGAUUCACAGCUUGGCCAACGGGGGGGGGGGCCAAAUCUGAAAACUUUAAAGGGACAAUACAUGCAGCCACUAGGCAGGCAAGAUAGAGUUAUAACAAAAAUUUGCUAAUAGGGGUCUCUCGGUAUGGCGAAAUGAUUGACGCUUGUACGAGGAAUAUAUUUACUGCUGAAUCUGACAUGACGCAGGGCCCUUACUGUGUAUAUUUGUCACCUGAAUAUGGCCAAAUUAGCCCCUCUGCUCCUGCCUAUUGUCCCCCUAUUAUAAUGCCUGACUGCCACCAAUCUGAUAUCAUGGGUACAUCUAACCAUGAUAUGGUAUGUUAUGUAACAUGUAUUUUUUCCUCUUCCUUCUUUUCAAGGUCACAAACUAGGUUAAAUGGCAUCAAAUUUCAGUUUGGCUAUAUACUAUAGCAUGUUUCUUAACCAGCAUGAAUUAUCUACCAAAUAUCUAUAUGGUGAGCACAAUGGCCGCUGGCCUUUUUAUUCAGUAUUGUAAUCUGAAGGUCGUGGGUUCAAUCCCCGGGUACGGUGCAAAUUCUUUUAUAUCUUUUUAUCUAUACUAUGUGUGUAUCUUUAUUUUUGCCAUUAUUGAUAAAACACUUUUGACGUGCAGGAUAUAGAUGGUUAUCUUGGAGAUCUGUUUAUUUGCUCUUUUAAAACUAAUGGUUGGAGCUAGAGCAACAAAUUAUUUAUGGUGGGUGUAGCUAAAAACACCCGAGUUUUUGAUAUGACCAACUUUUCAAGGUCACUAUGGUCGAAGUUCAAAAUGUCACUAAGGGAGGCCCGUUUCUUUACUAUUUGACAUAGACUCUUCAGAUUGAUGUCUCCCCAUUAGGUAUAACUACAAUGUUGACAAAGAUUUUGGUCAAUAUGACCUACUUUUCUCGUUUUAAAUUGGUCAAGACCAUAAAAUCCUAUUUGGCUGAUAUCACAAGAAACAUUCACUGUGUGAUCAUUGAUUAAUUAAAACAUGCUAGACUCUUUCAGCCCGUAACUCAUUUUGCAGGGUUUGAUCUGAAAAUCAGACUUUCGAAUUUUUAUACCAUGUGUUUCAAUAAAUUAUUAUGCCCCCGCCAAUGCGUAAAGCAUUGCGGAGGCAAUGUGUUUUACCGAUGUCCCGUCAGCCGUCAGGCGUCUGUAAACUUUUCCUUUCCGCUCAGUUUAAGGAGAACGCUUUUAGCGAUAACCACGAAACUUUAAUGGUGGGUUGACCUUUACUAAAGGACGGUCCUUUCGAAAACGGGCUCGUUCUGAUUCUCAUUAUGGCCUCCAGGGCAGCGUGCUUGAAAUUGGUUUCCGUCAAUUUCGAGGAGAACUAUUCCUCCGAUCAAAUUAAUUUUUGGUAUGUACGUUGGGGGUGACUAGAGGAAGGUUCCUUUCGAAGAGUGGCUCGUUCCGAUUGUCAAAUGGCCACUGGGACGGUGUGCUUGAAAUCAGUUUCCGUCCAUUUCGAGGAGAACCGUUCGUCCGAUCAAUUUUAGUUUUGGUAUGUACGUUGGGGUUGACUAGAGGAAGGUUCCUUUCGAAAACAGGCUCGUUCCGAUUGUCAAUAUGGCGACCAGGGCGGUGUGCUUGAAAUCAGUUUCCGUCAAUUUUGAGGAGAACUGUUCGUCCGAUCAAGUUUGUUUUUGAUAUUUGCGUUGGGGGUGACUGGAAGAAGGUUCCUUUCGAAAACUGGCUUGUUCCGAUUGUCAAUAUGGUCACCAGGGCGGCAUGCUUGAAAUCGGUUUCCGUCAAUUGCGAGGAGAACCAUUUUUCUGAUCAAAUUCAUUUUUAUGCCCCCGCCAAUUCGUAAUGCAUUGCGGAGGCAUUAUGUUUCACCGAUGUCCGUUCGUCCCGUCUAUGUGUCGGGCCGUCUGUCCACCCAUUAGCCGUCUGUAAACUUUUCGUUUCCGCUCAUUUUAACGAGAACGCUUUGAGUAAUAACCAUGUAAGUUUUUAUGUGGGUAGAAAAAGAUAAUGUGUACAGCGGGCAUUACAGACCAAUAACUCUUUCACGAUGUCACCUAAACCCAGUCAGCUAUGGCACCAGCUGCCCGGGGUUGUCUGAAAAACACUUCACUUUCCUAAUACACCAGCUCAAUGUGCUCACGGAGGCAUAUGCCACGCUUGCGUUGCUCUUGUGUUGUAUACAUUUUGACUUUGAAUGGGAUCGAAUGGUUAAAGCUGAACUGCAUGAACAAAACCAGAGCGUCCCAUCAGGCAAUAGUAAGAAAUUCAAACGAUCGAAAGGUCCUUCUGAAUACGGCUUGAAACAUGAUGACCUCCAAUGCUUCGAUGCGCUUGAUUUCACAAACCAGCAAGCCACAGGACAAUGCGGACAGUCUCGGAGAAUUAUGGAAGAGAAAAAAUCAAAAUCUUCUCCAGGGAUUCGAACCCGGGAACUCGGGCUCAGAAUAGGAAUGCUCUAACCGUCUGAGCCAGGGAAGGGGGGGGGGGGCUUUCUUGUGAACUGCUGCCAGCAAAUAUAUCUUAUAUGAAUGGCAAUGAUUCUUUUUUUUUAGCUCACCUCUCUGAGAGGUGAGCUUAUGUUUUGGCGUGGCGUCCGUCGUCCGUUAGCAGGGCACGUUUCGUAACUACUGGAGCUAUUGACUUGGAACUUGGUACACAUUUUCCCCAUGUAAUGACACCUGGGUGACCAAAUUUCAGUCCGGUCUGAUUCCUGAUUUGGCCACCAGGUGGCUAAAACCGUAAACACAAAGUGUUAUAUCUCCUUAAUGCAUGGCUGGAUCAUUGCCAAAUUUUUAUCAUAGGUACAUCUAAUAAAGAUACAUAAAAUAUCGUACGGGUUUUUGAUUUGACCUAAGGCAAGACUAGCAUUGAUUUUUUAAGCCUUUUAGCAGUUCAAUUGUCAAUGUUUGACCGUGACGCAUCAAAUACUGCAUGGGGUUGUGAAUCUGAAAUUUUGAUAUGAUAUUCCGGACAGUCGUGCAAGUAAAUGGUGAAAAGUAAACUGGUAGUUGACCACGGAAAUUUUUUGAUAAUCGACAAAUUAGACAGACAUUGAUAUUUCCACUCUUUUCAGCCAACUGGCAGAAAAAUCUCAAAACACGCCCCCUGUUACCAAAUUAGCAAAAUUCGAAAUAAAUUUUUUCAUCAAAUAAUUUAUUCAUAUCUGUAGACUUGCCACAGCAAAUAUUUUUUCAAUACCUCUCCAAACUUGAGAGUUAAAAACAUGCACUCGUCUAAUCAAUAGGCCUGGACCCUCCAACCUAUGAAUAUUCAUUGGUGGUAUUGUCUCAAUGAAGGUAGAUUUUAGGGGGUUAAAAUUUUGAGAAUUUUUUCAAACUUGAUUUUCCUAAUGUAGAUGACAUCCCACAACUCUCCAACAAAGGAAAGUGAUAUCUGGACAUUUUUGGAGAAAUGAGAGACAUUUCCAAGAGAGGUACAACUGUGCAAAAAGCGACGAAAGAGGACAUAAACGACAAAAAGUCAUGAUUUUGCAGCCAACAGCACCAGGUUCAAAGACCAGCCCUGGCCAGAAUAAGCAAGCUAUGGAGCUGAAAAUUUAGGACACAUCUUUCAGAAUCAAGGCCAAAGUAGUUUCAAAGAAAUUACAAAAUGAAUGGCAACACAACAAGACUUGUAAAAAUGAAACGGAACUUAGACCGGGGCUAGGUUGGCUCAUAUUGGGGUCAAAUUAAGUUUUUUUCUCAUUAUUUUAGCUUGUUUUGGCCUUAAAUUAUCAGCAAUACAAUAUUCUAAAUGAAUUAGAGUGAUUUGAGCACAUUCAAAUAAAAUUGACCCAAAAUGUAGUGUAAAUGGAGGCAAGACCACCAUUGAUUUUUUAAGCCUUUUAGCAGUUCAAUUGCCAAUGUUUGACCGCGACGUAUCAAAUACUGCGUGGGGUUGUGAUUCUGAAAUUUUGAUAUGAUAUUCCGGACAGUCGGGCAAGUAAAUGGUGAAAAGUAAAAUGGUAGUUGACCACGGAAAUUUUUUGAUAAUCGACAAAUUAGACAGACAUUGAUAUUUCCACUCUUUUCAGCCAACUGGCAGAAAAAUCUCAAAACACGCCCCCUAUUACCAAAUUAGCAAAAUUCGAAAUUGAUUUUUUCAUCAAAUAAUUUCUUUAUAUCUGUAGACUUGCCACAGCAAAUAUUUUUUCAAUACCUCUCCAAACUUGAGGGUUUAAAACAUGCACUGGUCUAAUUGAUAGGCCUGGACCCUCCAACUUAUGAAUAUUCAUUGGUGAUAUUGUCUAACCUAUUUUUCUGGCCUCCAGGCGGCCAUCUUGGAAAUUGGUUUUUUGCCUUUUUGAUGCUAUUGAUUGUAGGUAGAGUGACAGAAAUUUUAUGGUGGGUGUAUCAAAUAAGGUCAAGUGACAUAUCACCCGCGUUUUUGAUUUGACCCACUUUUCAAGGUCACAGAGGUCAAAGUUCUCUUAAUCAUCGAUUGGUGGCACGUUUCGUUUCUAUUUGAGCUAGAAAGUUCUAAACUUGUGAGGAGAUAAAUCUAGGGACCCUCUAUUCUAACCCAAAAAUUUGUCCCGCUCGCACCUCAAAUAUGGCUGCCAGGCGGCCAUCUUGAAAAUUAAACAAAGUCGGAUAGAAACCAAAUUUCAUGUGAUUGUAUAUCUAUGUACUCUCUACAACGUCCCUGAUUUUCAGUCAAAUCCAUCUACCAAUAUGGCCGCCAGGCGGCCAUCUUGAAAAGUAAACAAAGUCCCAUUACUCCAAACCCAAUGAUCGGAUUGCAACCAAACUUCAUGUGAUUAUGUAUGUACUAGCAUUGUACCCGUGGCGCAGGCAGGUUCAAAUGGGCUAUACCUUGAAUAGAUUGAAUUGCAAUGAAAAUCUAAUGCAAUAUCAAAGGAGCAAUAUUGAAGAGACAAAUUAAACCAACCAUUUGUCCACAGACUCGGACCCUGUGGCGUGCUGCAUGUGUCCAUAUAAAAGUAUAUCAAUUGGUCCGAAUGAGAUGAUGAGGCAAUGUGAAUAUACCUCGUUCCUUAGUCAGCAAUAUGCCCCUUUUUAUACGGAGAAGAAGGAGAACCCAGAUAGGCCUUCACAUGUCGGCCUCCAAAUGGCUCGGACCAAUUGCACUAUCACUUCUAAAACUUUAAAAUGCGUUGUUGAUGUUCAGCACCGUGAGCAGCUCCUUGAUAAGGCCAUGCCAAGUUCAGAGUGCCUCUUCAGAUACAUCAAGUUUUGAAAGCUGUGGUGAGCACAUAAACAUACCAUUGUAACCUUAAUUUGAAAAUCCCUUCAUAAUCAAGGGCUAGCUCUGGCUAAUACAGUACCAAUAUACGAUAGACCAUCAAUUUGACCCCAGCUCCUUACUGCGGGAAAACCCAAGUCCAUCAACCAAAAGUAUCAAAAUACAUUUUUGUUUACAUUUGAACUGCACACAUGCGUUUGUUUACAAUUUCUUUCCCGCGAAAUCUCGAAGAUCAGGUGACCUACAAUCGUGGAUUGAAAACAACAUUAACCUUGGUUCAGCAGGUCAACACUUGUACAGGCUGUUCCAAUCAUCCCCCAACAGCCAGCCGUUCAAGAGGUAGUGUUAGUAACCCCACAGGGAGUGCAGGUGAUUCAUUAAUCCCCUGCAUAACUAAACACCAAUGGCUUGGCUUCCGUGAGUGAUAAGGAGAAUUGACCGUGUCCGAUUAAAAUUCCCUCAUUACUGCUCCGCUGAAGUAAAUUUCCGAAAAUAAACAUGACGUUGCAUCAGGAUAACAUAUCACCUGCAAACGUGCAAAAUUUCGAGACGAAACACUACCCCCAAAUGGCACUUUAGCGAGCCGCCUUAUAGUAUUAUGAUAUAGAUGUACUCUUAUCAAUAUCCCUAAUUUUCAGUCAAAUCCCAUAACAAAUAUGGCCGCCAGGCCUCCGUCUUGAAAAUCCAACGAAGUCCUAUUACUCCUAAACUGUUGAACAGAGGUCAACUAAUCUCUAUGUGACAUGUACACUCUUCAAUAACCCUGAAAUUCAGUCAACUUUAUAACCAAAAUGCUACACUUUGAUGUUACCGGUAAUUUUCUUUUGUGCCAUUGAGCCAAGAAGAAUAAUAGUAUUCAAUGGAAUCAAAACUGGUGAAACUAGCCAGAAACUGUUCUCCCCAUAUCUACUGCAAAUGACAUGCAUUACAUUAGCCGAGGUGAGGGCAUGGUCCCUGGACCAUUUAAUUUCAGAGAUGAACCCAGAAUUUUCUCAAGUGCAUGUAAUAGAAGAAGAUACCAAGACAAAGGUGAACAUUGCUAAGAGAAAACGUAGACUUCGCAUACAUAAUCACACACAGCAAAGAAAAAAUGACUUUUUUUCCUGCAGUUGCCCACUGGAAGCCGCUGAAAGAUGUUGGAACAAAGAUUACACACAAAUGUUUGCUAAGAGAAAACGUAGACUCCGCAUACAUAAUAUACAUUAUACAUUAUACAUUAUACGCCUUUUAUAAAGGCGUAUAAAACGACAGGCAUUUCAAGCAGCCCAUUGGCCUUGAGGAUAAGAGUGUUGGCAAAUAAAACCAGAGGUCUCGAGUUCGAGUCCCGAUGAGAGGACCUUUUUAUUUUUUUCCUUCCAGAAUUCUCUGCGAAGGUCCGCAUCGUCCCACGGCAUGCUGGUUUGUGAAAUCAAGCGCAUCGACGCAUUGGAGGUCUUACCAUGUUUCAGGCCGUAUUCAGAAGGGCCUUUCGGUCGUUGGAAUUUCUUACUAUUGCCGCAUGGGGUGCUCUGGUUUUGUGCAUGCAGUUCAGCUUUAACAUGUAUAUUUCACAGAUCACUUCUAUAGCAGUGGCAUUACCACAGUUCAGUAGGCAUGAUGCGAUCACUGCAUGAUGAGGCUUUUUGAAUAUAAGGGCAAGCAGAUUACUUUUUCGGUAGGCCUGAAUGGAAAGAAUUUCAAAACUCAGUUUUUGUUGAUUUAAAAUAUUCAUUGCUCAUUUGUUGCGUGGUUUGUUACAUGUUCCCUAUUACUUCAUGCCUUAUCAAUUGCCCCAAUGACUUCACUCAUCCUGAAUGUGUCACGUAGGCAACUAUAUCAUUAUUAACCCUUUGAUCCCAUUCUGAGUCAAAACGCAAUGAACAUAAUUUACUGAGACAGAAUGAUGGUAGAAUAAAAACUGCUCAAGUUCGUACUCAAGUAAACCUGGUACUAUCGUAAAAUUUUGAGAAGAAUUGGCAGAAGCAUACAUGUAUUCACUUCCACAGGCAUUAAGAAAAAUCUUGAAAAAAAACAACAUGAAAAUGAUGUCGAAGUGUACUCGAUUUUUAGCUCACCUUGGGGAGAUUAUAUGAUACCGUGGUGUGCAUCAUCUGUCGAUGUUGUCCGGUAGCGGAGCACGUUUUGUAAGUGCUGGGGCUAGAUGGCCGAAACUUUGCAUGAUGGUACCCUGGGCAAUAUUCCCAGAGCUAUUUUUUAUUUGCUAUUUUGACCUACUUUCUUUCUGGCCUCCAGGCAGCCAUCUUGGAAAUAUAUUUUUUGCCAUUUUAAAGCUGAUGGUUGUAGCUAGAGCGUUGACAUGUUUGUAGUGAAUUUAUCCAAUAAGGCUACAUCACAUAUCAUCCAGGUUUUUUAUCUGACCUACUUUCCAAGGUCACAGAGGUCGAAGUCUAAAAUUUCCCUGUUGCUGGUAUAAUUCUUCAAUAUUGGUCAUAGACUCUUUAAAUUUGAUAUGAAGUUACCUAUUAGGCAUCUCUAGAUGUUGACAAAGAUAUAGGUCAGAGUUGCUACAUUCUGACCUUAACCUAAUUUACAUGGUCACAGAGGUCAAACUCUAAAACUUCACUGAUAGUGACAUAGUUUGUUUGUAUUUGUCCCAGACUCCACAAAUUUGAUAUGUAGACACCUACUAGGCAUCUCUACGUGUUGACAAAAAUUCAGGUCAAUGUGACCUACUUUCAGGUGUGCAGAGGUCAUUGUCAUAAAAUUUUAUGCAGGCUAUAUCUCAAAAACACUUACUGUGUGAUCUUGAAAUUUCUGUCGUUGAAUGAUCAAGCAUAACAUAGCGGUUGAAACACUUCGACCAUGACCAUAUAACCAAGGUCUCUGAGGUCAAACGCAUUCAAUGAAGGCUGUACACUGCUAACAUUUUUACAACAUUGUACCAUCAUGCCAUGCCCUACACAUAGCACCAUUUUAACAACAUGUUGUUAAAAUACUAUGAAAAUUUGGUAGAAAAAAAGGGACUUAAGAGGGAAAAAGGAAUGAUUCCAAGGAGAGAAUCUGUGUUUUGAGUGCCUAUGCAGCAAAUAUAGCUGUCAUCGUUGAGAGGUGGGAGAAACGUCGUCAAUGACCGAAGAGAGAAGAUAUUGCUAAAAUGUUAUCAGUGUACACAGGCCAAGGAAGGUACUAUCUGAUCCAUUUACAAUGGGUGAGCACAUGGGCCCCUGGCCAUUUCAUUACCUCUAAUGCGCUACCAGAAUCCCGGCUAAAUCCUGCAGAACUUUGUUAGCUGUCACAAUUGUGCAGCAUGUAUUCCCAAGGCAUUCAAAAUAGGCAGACGAUAAAAAAAAGAUCGUAACGCCAUCUGAAAACAACCAAUCAACUACAAUCGAUUGAAAAGGUCAUCAAUGCAUUGUGACAUAUGUUGCUUGAGUCACACAAGUGUAUAUAAGGUGUAGGAAUCACGUGAAAGUGCGCGAAAUUUGAAUUAUAAAAAAAAAACGUGAGUAUAGGGUUUGCGGCUGUGAAAUCAAACAUGGCGGGCCGUGUAUAUACAGCUUGCGGGCUGAAAAAGAGGGGGUGCAAUGUUAUGACCUUGACCCAAUUUCCAUUGUUCCAGACGUCGAAUUUUCUGUAACAAUGAUAUUAUCCAGCCACUGACCACAAGCAUAUGGCCCCUGGCCAUUUCAUUAAAGCUGAAUACACAUUACUAAGAAAAAUCAUAAACUAAUCUGACUAAAGCUUCACGUGAACACCAGUAUUCCUUUAGUUUCGAUCAUCUUGAUUCAAUCGGGUGCCUGUCCACGGUAUGUACCAGUGGCGUCCAAAAACAAAGUGACCAAACCCUUCAUAGCCUAAGCCUAUAUCCAAACUAUGAGCAUUCUGAAGAUAAUGAUGUUGCCCCGAAAUGUAACAACAGUUUUUAUGACAGGCCACAUGAUAUUUAUCCAGUGACGUAUCACAUUGUUCAAGAAAAAUUGUUGAUUUAGUAAUACUUGCGAGUUGACCAGAGCUAUUGAUGUUCGGCCACAUAUUAUGUGGUUUUCCGGUAAGAUGUUGAUGUCGUAAAAUUAAAAUAACAGAAUUUCUGUUCCA